Molecule: messenger RNA, 678 nt
Organism: Dissoconium aciculare CBS 342.82
Lineage: Eukaryota; Fungi; Ascomycota; Dothideomycetes; Mycosphaerellales; Dissoconiaceae
Product: carbohydrate esterase family 5 protein
Exons: 2
Coding region: 1-678 (225 amino acids)
Molecular function (GO): hydrolase activity
Source: RefSeq, a predicted model, not a curated record
AUGGUCUCCGCCUCAACCCUCCUCACCAUCGCGCUAAGCGCCCUGGCCACCGCCGCGCCUCUCCUACCUCGCGUCAACUGCGUCUCCGGAUUAUACAUAAUCGUAGCACGAGGCUCCAACGAGGCCGCGGGCGAAGGCAAGCCAGGUCAAGUCGCCACCUUGAUCAAGCAACGCGUGCCCAACUCCGUCAGCGUCGCGGUCAACUACCCGGCCACGCUCUCAUCCUACCCAGAUUCCGUCACCGCCGGCAUCCAGGACACCAUCUCCAAGAUCCAAGACUACGUCAACACCUGCGGAUCCGGCAGCCGCAUCGCCCUCCUCGGAUACAGCCAAGGCGGAAACGUCAUGACCGAUGUCCUCGCAGGCGGUGUCGACAAGCCCGCCCCCCUGAGUGACAAGUACCGACAAAACAUCCGUGGUGUCGCUGUCUUUGGUGACCCAAGCUUCACCGUUGGCCAAUCGUUCGAUCGCGGUACCGCAACGAAGAGCGGUGUCUUCUCCCGCAAUCCCAACGGCUCCAGCCUCGCGCUUUUGAACACCUACGCCGGCGUCGUCCGCAGCUACUGCGACCAGCACGACACCUUCUGCGCUACCGGUGACAGCCUCAAUGUGCACUACGCUGAGGUGCCCAACCACGCCCAAGAAGCUGCUGAUUUCAUUGUUGGCUUGAACCAGUAA